AGAGAGUUGGAAUUAGGAAUCCAGAAGAAAGCUCGCUUGUGCGCUUCGUUUGCUCCGAGCGAGGAUUCGUCUCUUGGAGGGGGACGCUUUCGGCGGCCUGACCCUUUGCUAGGAAGAGCGGGGAAGGAGGAGCCUGAACGGGCGGUGCCCUGGGGCUGGAGGAAGUUUUGCACUUGGGCUGCAGUGGGGAAGAUUGAGAGAGAGGAGCGCCUGCGGCUGAGGAGCUGCUUGCGAGAGCGGCGCAAGGAGAGGAAAGGUCGAGUUGGAAACCAUCCUUGUCCAGCUCCUCGCGAUACCUCCACCCAUCCGCGCAUCAGUUCCUCCCUUCACCGGCCCUUCGCUGUCGCCCCGAUCGCCGGCACGAUGGGCGGAUCAAGCUCCAGUUUGCUGGACGAGAACAAGUGCACCUACAUCCGAGGAACGACUGAAGCGGUGAUCAAGAACUUUAGCCCACACUAUAAGCGCCAAUAUGCUGUGUCCUUUUGCAAACACAUCCAGAAUGAGCUGGAACAAAAUAGAGAUCUGCAAUCCCAAUUCUUAAAAACAAAGCCACCUGGAUUAUCCAGCAUGGUCCUUUAUGAAGGAGAAGUGUCACAUUUUGCUGAAGACUUGAAGAAAUGGAAAGACAGAUACAUAGUAAUUAAAAGUAACUAUGCCGUGGAAAGCUUUGAAAGCAAAGAGGCAUUCCAGAAAGGAGUAAGUUCAAAAAGUUGCAUUCUCCCUGUUGGAGGCAAAGUGCUAACUACAGAAGAAGAAUAUAACUCACUAUCUGAUAAACAUUUUCCAGAACCUAAUGGUUCCAAUGAAAAGGAGAAUACCCAGGCCUUUGUUGUCCCUCCAAAGGAAUUUCCAGUCUAUCUCUGGCAGCCUUUCCUUAGACAUAGUUAUUACUGUUUUCUGGACUCAGAGGCUCAAAAGCAAUUCAGCACUAUGUUGAAUGAUUGCAUCAGGCACUUAAACCAUGAUUCUUUCAAACAGCCUUCCUUUGAAGCUCAAGCAUUUUUAGAAGCUGUCCAGUUUUUCCGUCAGGAGAAAGGCCAUUAUGGGUUGUCAGAAAUGAUUACAGGAAAUGAAAUUCAGAUUCUUAGCAACCUUGUGAUGGAGGAGCUCCUACCCAGCCUUCAGAGCAUGGUGCUCCCUAAAAUGAAAGGGAAGAGGAAUGACCGUAAGCGGGCAUGGUUUGGUAUUCUAGAAGAAACUUACCACCUGGUCCAUAAUCAGGUGUCAGAUGGUUUAGGUGCUCUGAAAGAAGAAUGCAAAGAGGUCACUCUAGGACUAGAAGGGACUAUUCGUUCAAACAUGGACCAAAUUGUGACUUCGAAAGACUUUUUAGCUGGGAAAAUAAAAGGGAGCAUAGCUGAACCUAUCCAGAUCUGUUGUGGUGAAAGUAUUCAGCCCUUUUUAGCUUCUCUGCUAGAGGAACUCAUGGGGCCAGUGAGCUCUGGAUUCACCGAAGUCUGCCUGCUGUUUGAAAAGGAGGUCAAUGAGAUCAGCCAAACCUUUCAAGCAACAAAUGAUGUUGCAACACUAAACGAGAACGUGAAUCACCUGAUGAAUCUGCCACACAACUCUGUCAAAAUGGAACCUUGCUAUCUAAAAGUCAACUUUCUUCAAGAGCAACUCCAAGACCUCAAGAGCCGCUUCAAAUUCCACAGUGUUGACUUGGUUAUCCAGAGGACACAUAAUGUCAUGCAGGAGCUUCUGGAGAAUGCAGUAUAUACAUUUGAGCAGCUGUUGGGUUUAAAUCACUCCAAAGACAUAACCAAAAUGGCAACAGCCAUUGAAAAGGUCAAACUUCGUGUCCUUAAGCAAUAUGAUUAUGACAGCAGUACCAUCCGGAAGAGGAUAUUUCAGGAUGCCUUGGUCCAGAUCACUUUGCCCACACUGCAGCGGACAUUGGCUUCAACAUGUAAACCAGUACUUCAGGAAUAUGAGCAAUAUAUUUUUGCUGAAUAUAACAGUGUGAUACAAGUUGAAAAUGUCUAUGAAGAGAUUCUGUUUCAAACAUUGCUUGAUGAAUCCCUAAAAGUGAUAAAAGAAGCUGUUCAUUUGAAGAAACAUAACCUUUAUGAGGAAAUAAACAUACCUUCUGAAAGUGUAUCCAGUUUGAGUGAUCUAAAAACCCCUUUGGAAUCAGCACAAGCCAGCCCAGUUAGAGUGCCGACCACCAACUUGAGGGAUGAAUCAGAUGGUGGCCUUGAAAGUAAUGAAGUCUUCUUAACAGAAGAACGUCCUCGAGAAAAGGAAUGUGAUGAGGCUAGGAAGGCAGCGGACAACAAAGAAGGCAUUUCAGCUGCUGAAGCUAGUAGUCCUGCUGACACAAAAGAAGAGGGGGUAAUAAGUUCAGAUCUUGGUGGCAGCGAAUUUUGUCCAAAGAAACUUACUGUUGUAGAGGGAGCCCUUCCAAUCACAAAUGUUAGUGAAAACACAGUAAAACAAAAUAAAGGAUUAGCAGAAGAGAAAGAACAUCCAGUUCAUGAUGAUGUGAAUGAAAUUAGAAAUUUGCUGACCUGGACUGUUGAACUACAAGAAUGUGAGCAGUCUGGAAACAAAGAACAGGAUUUACAGGAAUGUAGAAUCUCAAACCCAAAGGAAGAAGCAGAAGCAACGAGUAAAGAGGACAACAUAAAUGCAGAGGAGUAUCAAACAUGCGAGUUGCAGAAGCCAUUUAACAUGCCAUUUCCAUCCACUGUAAAAGCAGAUGAUACAAAUAUUGUAAAUAGCUCUUGGGAAGGAAGCACCAUAAUUCAUCAGGAUGCUUCUGGGAAGUAUGAAGAACAGAGUCUCAGUGAUAUCUCAAGGGCAGAGUUGAACACAGAGCCAAACAUAACACAUUCAGAUGAAAAAAAUGAAAGUAUCUAUGACCAGUCUGAAACAAAGCCAUCUAUUGAAAGUGGACAAUCUGACCAGAGCAAAGUAGGCCUUUCACCUCAUAAUGUUGUCUCUGAAGAACAGAAGUCACAAACAGAGCAUGCUGAAAGUGAACAACCCGACCAGAUAAGAGAAGGAUUUUCUUCUCUCCAUUCUUUCCCAAAGGAAGACCAUUCCCAAAUAGGACAAUGUAUUAAAACAGAUUAUCAGGAAGCAGAACUGUCCCUUCUGCAAUCUGUCCUGAGGGAAACAGAGAUAUCAUCUUUCUUGAGCUGUUCUGCUGACACUCAAGAAAGCAUGUUGAAUAUAGGAUCUUUAAACCCUGAACCACCCUAUCUGCCAGCUUCCUCAGAAAUAAAAGAAACUGAGACUAGCAAUCUGGUGAGCAUGGACUCCAAAAAUGUCACUUGUGAUCAAGGGGAUGAUUCUGAGCAAGCAGGUGUGUCCUUGCUGGGUGCAGAUGCUGCAGAUAAGAGUGAUGAAAGAUUGAAAAAUACUGAGGGCAACAGUUCUGAUUCACCAUUUGAAAAAUAGAAAAACACUAUUUUGGAAAUUUAAAGCUUGAACCCUGAGUUACGAUUAGUCCCCUUAAAAUCAGAGUGGAGAAAUUUAUUCAAAUUCGCAAACUUUUUGAGAGCCAUCUUUUAAUUUGAACCUGUGGCUUUCUGAAAAUCUGUACUGUUUGAAUAAUACUCUUCUGUCAGUUGCUGCUGCUUCUCAUUUACUCAUUUCAGAAGUGAAUAAUCAAAAAAUCAUCACUAAAGUGGGGAAGAGUUUUGUCAAGUACCAGUUUUAAUUCGACAGACCGUUUAGCCUUUCUCAUUUUUUGAAAACACAGUUCAUUGGGAAUAUUCAUUGCCACUGUUGACAAUGAACAAUCCAUUUGUGGAUGAGAUUUCAGUGAUUGUCAGCAGAAUUUGGAAAGAAGUGCUAAAAUCGGGCGUUAUUAAGAGAGAAAAAAUAUUGCAUGAUAUGUAGUAAAGAAAAAAGGAAGGCAAAUCUCCACAGAAGUUAUAAAAUUUCCUUUACUGGAGUCUUAUGCAACACAAUUGUGCAUAGCGUUUUGAACUUUCAUAGCUAUAUUGUUGCUUUUGUACUUAAAAGCUUUAGUAGAUAUUUUGAGAAUGGAGAGAGCUGAUUUCUCUCCUCUCAUCGUUGUUAUUGUUGCUAUAUUUAAAAUUUGCCGGAAUAAUUGGAGCAGAUUUCUUUAUCCUAUUUUUCUAUACCUUCUGCAGAGCACUUUAUACCUACCGUACUCUUUUCAAAGGGAAUGACAAAUGUUUACAGGAACUUGUACUAUACACAAAAAUGAAACGAAAGCAAGCAAACAAAUUAAUAAUUCAGAGCUGAGUAUCAUGGCAGUCCAUUUUCCAAAGGUUGAAUCUACUCCUGUAUACAUUAUGCCUAUGUAAGAUGAUUUCCAUAUUACUUAUUUGACACCAUUUAUUCUGAUUCUGCUAAUUAAGGAGACAAGAAGUGGUAGCAGGCCAUUGGGUCAGUCCAAAGCCCUUGAACUGAUUUGGCUAGAAAGCUGGAAACCAAGAUCCUUCUUUAAUUCUUCAUGUGCAGUGUAAUACAAGGCUGCCUAUUUCUCUUUUAUCUCUAUAAAUAAGAAGGCUCCAGAUAUUCAGUGAUUUUUUCAAAGUAGGACAGGGCGUUUAUAACUCCACUCCUCUGACUCACAACUUGAAAACAGCCUUCUAAGGGCUACAUCCAAUUCUUUUCUGUCUUAUCUCUUACUAUAGGAAGAAGGGAAAUCCAUGCAGUACAGCUGGUUGUACUGCUACCAGAUGGCCACAAAGUAUUUUAAAAUUGAUAGCAAGGGCAGAUAAGCUGAUUCAUUUAUUAAAAGCAAGUGCUGCAAAUGUAGUCAAUCUGAAUAACUAACAACAUGCUGUAAAACAAUUAAAAAUGUUCAUAAUUAGUUGCAUUAGCAGACUCCAGAGUAGCUACAGAUAGUAUUAGUCACAAAACAGUAAAUGUCAUUGCUUCUCACCAUAGUGUUAAUGUGAGCAUUUUUAGGCUGAUCAUAUUCAUAUAUUUAACUAUAGAUCUUUGCUUACGUUGGAAGGUAUAUUUUUCCAAAUAAACAAAUCAGUUAGUAAUUGCUGUAUUGCAAUAGCAGCUAACUUGAGUUGCCACUGGCCCAAAUGAGCACUCAUGUCUGGGCAGGAACAGAACUCUCCAGCUAGAACAGAGAAUUAUGGCUACGCUUUUGGCUGCUUGAAAAUGACCCCACAAAAUUAUUAUUUUAAUUUACUAACUCAUUGCUCAUAUUUCAGCAUCCAGUUUUCUAACUUCUGUUCACGACCCUGAGAACUAAAAUACUUUUAGAUUGAUUCUUUGAACAAAUACCUUUUAAUUACAUACACCUACAGAUUUGUUGUUGCGAUCAUUGCUCUGAUAAGCCAUCAUUCUAUUAUUUCAAUUCAGUGCAUGAAACAAAAAAGCAGCAGCCUUAAAUAAGUUUGCAUUGCAUCGUAAUUAUAGAUCUCUUUUUUUAACAUGUUGGAAUAAUUUAUAGCAUACUAAGAGAGCCAUGGAUGUAGCAUUCUAUAUUCCAGAAGUGAUGAGCUGAAAAGAUAAUUUAUAGCUACAUUUCUCUACUUCCUAUAUAUCCAGAACAGUAAAAUAUGUCCCUUUGCUGUUAGUCAUGCAACAGAAAUAACAGAUUUAGGAUUUGAUCUGUGCAUGCUGGAAAAACUGAAUGAUGGCAAUUAGCAUAAUUAUAGAAACAAUUAGUCACCAAUUAGCCAUACACUUGUCACAGCCAGCACUUCCCACACCCAACCAACUUGCCAUUAUCUGACAACUGGAAAAAGGCCAAGAGGGCAGAUUUAGCCCUAAAGUCCCUAGUUGCUAAUCUCUGUCAGUUAUAUUACAAUAUGUGAAUUAAUCUGAGAUUUUAAAUAUUUAAUCCUUACUAUUAUUGUUGCUUCAGAAAUAAUGUCUGUCGAGCCAUCAGGGGCAUUCAUAGUGAUAGCCACUGCUUCAAACUGGGGAAGAGGUACAACCAGGCGAUCAAAGCCCUGCCCUUUUCUACAUGUGUGCAGUGCAUGCAACACAUAUUAAAAGGGGGCAAGACUUUCAUUGGUUGGUUGCAUUUGUCAUGUUUCAGUAAGUGACUGUCACUAUGGCACCCCUCUCAGGUAUGGUCUUUUAGUUCUCACAGUAUAAGUUAAAAAAUUAAAAGGUACUAUGCAGCAAAAUAUUCUCGAUGAAUUGUUAUCUAUACAUGAAACCAGUUAUCUUCUGUCUUUUUGCAAGAUAAUAUAAUAUAUAUAGACAUUUGUUCCAGUGUUUUAUUAUUUGUGCUUGAAUAGAAAAGAUAUCCUCCCAUCUAGAUAUUCAAGUCCUUUCUGAUUGCUUGUUUUUAAAAAGCAUCCUUAGAUUGAACAUAUUCUUAUGUUGGAAAUGAACAUCCCAUCAAAGCAUUAGAGUAGUAAUCAGUGAUUACAGGAUUUAUUGUCCAAAAUGUUUGGAGAGCACUGCCUAACAACAUCUGAAGAUUCUUGACAUCUGUAUUAAUUGUGCAUGCCAAAAAUGGUUUGGAAGAAAUGCUUCAGAGCUUAUGUGAGUAGAAAUGCAAUUCCUCUCUGCUCUUAUUGAAGCUUUCAUAUCUUUUUUCAGAUUUCUGAAAGUCUGAAAAAGGACAUCACUGCUUUAAGAGUCAUAUGAGUUGAUUCAUUAAAGCAGCUGCAUCUUUUUUUAGGCUCACCUAAAAGCUUGAAAAAAAGGAGUGCUGGCUGUAAUUAAUAGUAGAGUGGUGCUGUGAAACAUUCCUUCUAAAUUGUUUUCAAAGUUUGCAUAGCCCAAGCCUGUAUAUGGUAACCCAGUCGUAAACAUCCUGAAAUUUCAGAAAUGUCUCGGUGUGAAUAUCAUUUCAGAAGUAGAGCUUCUUUAUGAUGCUGUAAGAAACUUGGCAUUGAUACUGAAAAUAAUAAUCUAUGUUGUGUUCCUGUUCUCACAAUAUGCUUUCAUAAUAUCACAUUUCCUAACCUGCACUCUAUAGAAUUUGAUGUGGAAGCAGACCUUUGUUUACUGAAUGUAACAUGAGAUCUUAAGAAAGAUGUGUUGGAUACUAGGGCAGUGUAUAUUUAAAAAAUGACUUGGAACAGGUGCACGGGAACAUGCAUAGCUAUAACACCUCUUUCAAGCAGCCAGGUUUUUUUUCGGGCUUCCUUGGGAAACUGAAAAAUAAUUUAGCUGUUUUAAAGCAAUGCUGUGCCUAUGCUCCCCUAUAUACCAAAAUAUCUCUUCUGCAUUAUUUUCAAAACAUGUACAGCCUGAUUAGAUGUCAUGAAAGGGAGAUAAAAUUAAUGCAAGUCUACCAUUUUAAUUGGUAAAAAUUGAGUAUCAUGGUUGUGAUUUAUAAUACAUAUUUGUUUCCUCAAACAAGAGGUCUAAUUAUUUACUUAUAAGUGAAUCUGAACUAUUUUUAUUUGGUAACAGGUCCAAUUGCUUGUGGUUGAGCUUUAAGGAAAUAUAUUUAGGAUUGCAGUUUUAAAAAAAGGGAAUUCCUGAUUAUUUUUUUUUUCAUUUUGAAGGUUUGAGUAUUUAAUUGGAAAUAAUCUUUUUAAGUUUCUUCUCUUGAGACUUUUUUUUAAAGCUGAUAUACUCUAACUUCAUAUGUAGAUGAUUUCUUUCCUAUGCACAGAAUGUUCCAGGUAUCAUUUAACAUUCUUUAUGUGUACAUAUUUCAUUUGAUUAAUCAGCUUGAGUUUAAAAAAAAUACAAAACACAAUGUAAUGUGGUUAACUUUUCUCAAGUGCAUGUUCCCAAAUAAAAUAUUAAUCUCUCA
Molecule: messenger RNA, 7672 nt
Organism: Python bivittatus (Burmese python)
Lineage: Eukaryota; Metazoa; Chordata; Lepidosauria; Squamata; Pythonidae
Gene: NIBAN1
Product: niban apoptosis regulator 1
Source: RefSeq, a predicted model, not a curated record